This is a messenger RNA of Ochlerotatus camptorhynchus, 1115 nucleotides long. RefSeq lists its product as uncharacterized. NCBI's taxonomy places the organism in Eukaryota, Metazoa, Arthropoda, Insecta, Diptera, Culicidae. The transcript is spliced from 4 exons. The coding region runs from base 558 to 998 and encodes 146 amino acids. The record is from RefSeq and is a predicted model, not a curated record.
CAACCCUUCGAUACGUGUUGAGUUCGCCCAAUUGGAUCCGUUUUUCUAAUCUCUGAUCCGUUUGGCUUUCGAUCGUUGUUGACUUUAUAGCUUCGAUUGCUUCCUUUUCCAAUCGAGCGUGGAAAGCCUUCGAUGCCACAGUCAGCAUCAUCCCCCUAUCGGAUUAGCACCUCACAAAGCUACGAUAGGCGCGCUAAAUUGUCGAUGAAAGAGUGCGAACGCUGCGAAAGCAGAACAGAUUAACAGUCCCGAUUUGAACGAACAGAAGAUACAGAGCCGCUUGGUAGGAAAAGUCACCGAAAGGUUUCAACAGGAAGUGAAGAAAACUGAAAAACAUAACGGAAAUUGGGGGAGUGUAUUGUCUGCGGAAAAGUGCGUGCGAACAAGUGUCAUUUGGUUUCAUCCCAUUUGAAGAUAAGCUCGUUGAAGGAAGCGGACGUCACAGCAGCGGAAAUCGAGAUUUUUAUUUCUUGCCAUCGUCUUCGUUUUUAGUGGUGGUGAAGUGCUAUGAAAUUAGACAGACAGACCCAGCAGCAGCAACAGCACCAGAAGCAAUAAUGCCUGCAGAAAAACGAAGAAAGGGAAGCUUAGCAGCCGUAAUCUUGCUGAUUACCGUCGGAUUAGCGGGAAAAGUUUUCGCCUGGAACAACGGAAAAGGGAGAGACGACGGGCGGGAGAUUUCUGCUGCACAGCGGUACUUUGAUGCAGUUGCACCGGAAGAUCAGGAAGCAUUCAUAAAAUACCACCUGGACAAAGCCCUCGAGGAACGCAUUCCAGAACAUACCAGUAUUACUCCAGCGGAUUUUUCCUUCAUCAUCUAUGAGGAACUUGUUGAACCACCGCAGGACUUUGCUGCCAACCUGCUGAAUCAUUUCGAAACGAGCUUUGGCAUGACGGACCGGGACGUGUACAGCUUUGUCCGGUACGCUAUGAUUUGCUUCCCCAGUGGUUACUGCUUCGAUCCGGAUGACGUUGGGACCAUUUGCUGCCCGUUCUGAGCAGGGAGAAUGAACCGGCGGGAUGGGAGAAAGUUCGUAGCGUAAAAUCUGAUGUUUGAAGCAGAAUGAACAUGCCAAUAGAAAUUAAAUCGGUCCCGAUUUUUUCACAGUCACCGU